AGCAGGCAGUGAAAUAAGCUCUUAAGUUCUCCUCUCUCUGACAUCCACCCCAUGCCCUUGGAAUCCCUAAGCACAGUACAAACUUGUAGUUACCAUCUGCCAUAAGAGCCUUGUUCUGUAAUCCGUGGCAUUCAGAACUGGCAACUUUCAUUUUAAAUUCCACAUGCAGAUUAAAGAUAUGAUUGAAGCUGGUGAUGUCUCACUCCUUGUCUUGGCUCUUCUUUUCUGUUUGAGCCUGAUAAAAAUACCUUCUCCUUGGUAUUCUGCGCAACUCCCAAAUGCACUCUCCAGUAUCUUUUAGUUGUUUUUUAGAGUGGACAAAGUAAAUGCAAUAAAGCUGGUUCUGCAGGCAGGCUGUAAAGGAGUCUAGACAAGGGAGCUUUUUUAUAAUAGCAAGAGCAUAGACAGUAACUUAUGCACACAGUCUGUUCCAUUGUCUUUUCCCCAUUCCCUGCAGUCUAUACAUAGUCUCCCACUGAAGGCCUGCAACAGCACACCAUCACUCAUGCAACAGAUGGAGUCAGAUAUAAAUCUGGCUUAAUAAAGGAACGCACCAUUAUGUACAUCGUGGGACAAUGUAUAAAACCUGUGUGCUUUCCUACAGCUAUAGGUAAUAGACCUGUAACUCAGCUGUACUUGUACUAUGGUGGGUCACUGUUCUAUUUUGCUGGAUCUAUCACUGAACUGCAGGCCAGCCACAGAUCUAACCCUAUUUAUUGGGGUGGAUUCUCUGGCUGGAAUGAUGAAUGUGUAGCAUGAGGGAGGGAGACCUUGCCAGAAUGAGUAAGGUAACUACUUAAAUAGGCGUUACUAUUCCUCUUUUUCUGCCCUAAGAGUUCGAGUUGCUAUACAGAAUCUGAGUUCCGUUUGACUCCCCAAGACUUCUAGUUUUUCAGCAGAAAAUUGACCAGAGAACGUUUCAGACUUUCUGCCUUACACUGACAGGCUGGAGAGGAGCUGUUUCCUGUGGAUGAGAAAGGCAUGGUCUUGCCCAGUAGCACAGAUAUUCUGGACACGUGGGAGGCUAUGGAAGAGCUGGUGGAUGCAGGUCUGGUGAAAGCCAUUGGAAUCUCCAACUUUAACCACGAACAGAUUGAGAGAAUCUUGAACAAGCCUGGGUUAAAAUACAGGCCUGCCAACAACCAGAUUGAAUGCCACCCAUACCUUACCCAGGAAAAGCUGAUUAAGUAUUGCCAAUCCAAAGGAAUCUCUGUCACAGCAUACAGUCCUCUUGGAUCUCCUCACAGGCCAUGGGCGAAACCAGAGGACCCUUCCCUCUUGGAUGACCCCAAGAUUAAGGAGAUUGCAGCCAAGCACAACAAAACCCCAGCUCAGGUUCUGAUCCGGUUUCAUAUCCAGAGAAAUGUGAUUGUGAUUCCCAAGUCUGUUACCCAACAUCGUAUUGAAGAGAACUUUAAGGUGUUUGACUUUGAAUUGACUAAAGAGGAGAUGGAAACCAUCCUCACCUUUAAUAGGAACUGGAGAGCCUGUGCAUUCACCAUGUGCACAAAUCACAAGGACUAUCCUUUCAAAGCUGAGUAUUAAAGCUGGUGGUGUCUUGCCAUGCUUCCUGACCCCUGGCAGUGGUUCACUUCUGCUGUUACCUCUGACUUGUUCAUUUGUCCCCAUAGCAGUUUUUCACACUACAGCUAUCACACUAUACUUCUCUUCUGGCCACAGAAGAUGUGCUCAAAGGAAAUUUUAUAAGGAGUCUGAAGAACAAAACACUGAAUAUAAUUUCGACCUCCUUAUUACGUGGGAGUGUUUUUGCCAAGAUGGGCUGGGAUUGGCUCAAGUUGAACAGAAAAUACACUAGUUCAAAUUCUCUGUUCACGCUGUUUCACAACAGGUUGUAAUGUGAUUGAGAUUAUCUCUGCUCCCAGAUGGGAGGGUUAGACAGCUGUCAUUUGGAAGAGCCAAUUCUGAAGCCUUGUCUGUUAAAUUCCUGUUUUUGGGAACACUCCUUUGCCUUUCGCUCCCAGGUUGAAGUGCCAGUUGACUUCUGAGUAUGGACAAUGCUACCUGUGCAGCUCUCCCAAACAAUGGAGCUUUUUUGGCCAUCUAAAACUGUGUGUUUUCGCUUGUAAUAAAAGGUUGUCUCGUU
Molecule: messenger RNA, 2104 nt
Organism: Chelonia mydas (Green sea turtle)
Lineage: Eukaryota; Metazoa; Chordata; Testudines; Cheloniidae
Product: aldo-keto reductase family 1 member B1-like
Exons: 7
Coding region: 982-1545 (187 amino acids)
Molecular function (GO): oxidoreductase activity
Source: RefSeq, a predicted model, not a curated record